This is a messenger RNA of Amborella trichopoda, 1196 nucleotides long. Its product is annotated as short-chain dehydrogenase/reductase 1. Lineage: Eukaryota; Viridiplantae; Streptophyta; Magnoliopsida; Amborellales; Amborellaceae. Gene Ontology annotation, cellular component: membrane. The record is from RefSeq and is a predicted model, not a curated record.
AUCCACUUCCAGUUGUUAUAAGUACAAUCGUUACCCCAGCCGCCACCACCAUUUCUGGUAGUAGCAGGAAAGAUGGAAGAGAAAGGCAUGCUAAUAAGACCUAGGUAUGCAGUGGUCACAGGAGCUAACAGAGGGAUAGGACUGGAAAUAGUCCGGCAGCUAGCUUCACAAGGCAUCAAUGUGAUAUUAACAUCAAGAAACACAGAGAGGGGGAUCAAAGCCACUUCAGAUCUCAACAACUCUGGUCUUCCUAAUGUGACAUUCCACCAACUAGAUGUGAGAGACCCCAUUAGCAUUUCCUCCUUUGCCAAGUUCAUUCAGAUCCAAUAUGGAAAACUUGAUAUUCUGGUAAAUAAUGCAGCAGCUUCUGGGGUGUCAGUGGAUGCUGAAGCACUGAGGGCCAUGAACAUUGAUCCAGAAUGUUGGCUUUCUGGUAAGGCAACCAACAUGGUACAAUGGGUUGUUCGCCAAACCUAUGAAUUGGCAGAAGAAUGCUUGGAUACAAACUACUAUGGAUUGAAAAGAUUGGUGGAAGCACUUGUUCCUCUUUUGCAACUUUCAGACUCGGGAGCAAACCUUGUGAAUGUAACCUCUCUUAGAGGAGAGCUCAAGAGGAUGCCCAACCCGAAGGUUCGGGCGGAGUUGGAAGAUGUAAAUAAUUUGACAGAAGAGAAAUUAGAUGAAAUGCUUCAGAAGUUUUUGAAGGAUUUGAAGAAUGGAGAGCUCGAGAAAAAUGGUUGGCCCCUUAUGUUACCAUCAUAUAGUAUGUCGAAAACUGCCCUUAACGCUUAUACAAGAAUUCUAGCAAAGAAAUUCCCCAAAAUGUGCAUAAACUGUGUUCAUCCUGGGUUCGUGAAUACCAAACUGAAUUGGAAUACAGGAAUCAUCCCUGCUGAAGAGGGGGCCAAAGGUCCUGUCAAGGUGGCUUUGCUACCGAAAGGGGGUCCUUCUGGCUUCUAUUUCGAUGAGACUGAAAUCUCAGCAUUCUGAUAUAAGCAUUUUGGCGCAUGAUCAGGAGAUAGCUGCCGAGUCUAUCUAUGAGAGUAAGAGACAUGCCAGUGUGUUGUGUGUGUUUGUGUUAGAGGAAGUAUCGAGAGAGAGCUCAAAAACCAUUGAAAGAUGUAUCUUUCUAGUUCAUCGAAAUAUUUACCUUGUGAGCUCUUCCAAUCAAAUAAAGCUAUUGAGUUCUUUUAGAA